GACUCUCCCAAUUUUUAUAUAUUAUAAUAUUUAAAACUUGUAUGUAUUUAGCACAAAUAUUUUAACACUUCAAAAAAAUGUUCUGAAAAUCUAAUCUACCACUGCCUUUGAUAUUAUGAUAAUGUCCCACCAAAAUGGUGUUGAUAUAUAUGAAAGAAGGAAACAUGAAUUUAAUUUUUUGAAUUUUAUUAUUAGAAAUUGAAGGAUAUUUGAAAUAGGUGACGGUUUGUAUUAGAUGUUUUAUUAUUUAUUAUUUGUGUCGCUGGUGGUGAGUUAAAGAAAAUGUUACUGUAGUGUAGAAAAGUAAAAGAGGAAGAUAAUCCUAAUAAAGGAAAGACAUGCCAUGAAAUGUGAAACACAAUGCCACAUGCCUUGUCUUGAGCAUCCAUUCUUUGUACUUCUCUUUCCUGACUAAAAAAGCUGAAAGCAACCAACACCCUGUCCUUAUUAUAUCUCCUUUCUUUCCUUUCUUUCUCAAGCUUAAAAUACCCGCAAAAGGCCCCAUUUUUGGAAAAUGCUUUUUCAAUUUCUUAAAUUAUUUACUUUUACCUCUUAAACAGACCACAUCAUCCAUACCCUUUUUGGCUUUCAUUCUUCAUCUUCUUCUUCUUUUUCUUCUCAUUCUUCUUCUUCUUCUUCUUCUUCUUCAACUUUCAACACAUUAUCCACAGUUUCACCUUCUUAAGUGCCUAACAAGGUAUGCUUGUGGGGUUCCUACUCUUAUAGAUUCCUCCUUCUUUCUGUCCUUUUCAGUGUUAUUAUUUGAAGAAACUAAAGGAGAGAAGGGGAAAAAAUUUCCUUAAUUUAACUCUGCAGUGGAGGUUUUGGAGGUGAGGGGAAGAAGCAAGUAUCCUUCAGCUACUCACUUCUCUCUCUUUUUUUGGUUUUCCUUUUUAACAUCUUUUUGGUUCAUUUAUAUGAUGUAUGUAGGUAAGUUUGUGAAUUGUAACUCCGAUUUGGUUGGAAGUGUUUGAAGUUGCUAGUGUUGUUAGUCAUUAUUACGUGUUUUCACCAUUCUCUGGUGGUGCAGGUUUCUUCUCUCUCUGCUUUUUGCUAAAUACGGACAAACAGAUGUCCAAUAUAGUUGGAUAUAAGGAGCCUAUUUUAUGGUUGUCUUUUUUUUUUAAUUUUUUAAUAAAGUUCCUCUGUAUCAGUUGCCACUUUAAAAAUCUUGUUGAAUAGAAUUUGGGUUGUUGCACAUUAAUCAGCUAGAGAUACAUACACUUUGAUGGAGUUUGGUUCACCUUCUUUUUUUAUGAGGGUCUGCUCCAAUUAACAUAUCUCCCUGCCUAAUCUUCUCUUACUUUUCAAUUUCCAUGCAAUUGAAAGCAUCUUGGUGUGUGGUAUACAGAAAGGGGAGCAAAGAAAGAGAAGAAGGGCUGAAAAAGUGGUAUGGACUGGAAUCUGAAAGCACCUUCUUGGGAUUUGAGUGAAGUGGAUCAGGGAAACUUACCCAACAUGGAAACAGUGGAAGGUUCAAGCAGAUAUGGAAUGUUUAGAAGUAAGGGGGAAUUUUCAGUUGACUUGAAGCUUGGUCAGGUGGGAAAUUCUGGCACAGAAUCAGUGUUGACCAAAUCCAAAGAUGCUGUUGGACUCUCCAAAAUCUCAUCUUCAUCUUCAUCUUCUGCCUCAUCUAAGAGACCUCGUGCCCUUGCCAACGCCACACACACAGUCUCGUGCCUUGUCGAUGGCUGCCACUCUGAUCUCACCAACUGCAGAGACUAUCACAGGCGCCAUAAGGUCUGCGAAGUUCAUUCCAAAACUGCACAAGUCACAAUCGGAGGCCAGAAACAAAGGUUCUGCCAGCAGUGUAGCAGGUUCCAUUCACUGGAGGAAUUUGAUGAGGGGAAAAGGAGCUGCAGGAAGCGGUUAGAUGGGCACAACCGACGGAGAAGAAAGCCCCAACCAGAACCUCUUACACGGUCUGGUAGUUUUUUGUCGAAUUACCAAGGUACCCAGUUGCUACCUUUCUCAAGUUCACACGUAUACCCAUCGACUACUGUGAUGAAUCCCACGUGGGGUGGAAUUGUUGCGUCUGGUGAAGUUAGGAUUCAUGGACACAACCAACAGCACCAUAACCAGGGUGAGCUUUUUCUUGGGACAACUUCUCCAACCGGUUAUAAAGAAGGGAAACAAUUGGCCUUCAUGCAAGGUGACCACUCUCUGAACAACCAAAGCCCACAUCUCGCGGGUGGUUCCGUGAGCCAGGCCCAGAUGUUUCUGCGGACCGGCCCGUGUUCUGAAAGCAGUGGGCUGAGGUGUAAAAUGUUGUGCGAUAGCCUAACAAGCUCGGUCCACGACUCCUCUCGUGCUCUCUCUCUUCUGUCAUCACCACAGCCGCACAGUCCUGGAAAUGGGUUGAGCCGAAUGGUGAACCCGCAUUCGCCCCUUAUGCAGCCAUUGGGCCUCAGCCUGCAUGAUGGUAACAGCUUGGGGCCCGUGGACCCGGUUUUGGGCCUUAAUGGGAGUGACCAUUCUUCGUCGAUGUAUAACAUAGGUUCUAAUGGAUCGCAGGGGAACGAAGCCCAUCCGCUGUUUCCCUUUCAAUGGGGAUAGAAUCGAAUGGACCACUCUUUUAUUUGAAGGAUUCUUUCUCUCGCACUAUUUAAAUUCUGAAUUUAUCUUUCAUGAAGCCAUGAACUACCUAUUGUCACGUUAUCAAAAUUAUGGUCUCAAUUUUUUUCA
Vigna unguiculata (cowpea) is the source of this 2685-nucleotide messenger RNA. RefSeq names its product squamosa promoter-binding-like protein 13A. Gene Ontology annotation, molecular function: DNA binding. The record is from RefSeq and is a predicted model, not a curated record. Lineage: Eukaryota; Viridiplantae; Streptophyta; Magnoliopsida; Fabales; Fabaceae. Gene Ontology annotation, cellular component: nucleus.